AUGAUUUCAACCUUCACUGAAAAACAGGGAAGAGAUACACAAAUAAUUAACACAAAGCUACAGGAGAUUCAACAAUCAAACAUAAACAUAGAAUGUUCGAUUACAUUUCUUACUGCACAAAAUGAGGAGCUGCGAGUUAAAAUUGCCCAGCUUGAAACUCAGGCAAGAGAUGAUAAUAAAUAUAUCACUAUCCUAGAAAAUAAGAUCGAAGACCUGCAAACGGGAAGCCGAAAGAGUAAUUUGGUGAUAAAAAACGUACCUAGGAAAAAGAGUGAGACUAAAGAAGAUCUUAUGGAGAUGACCAUGUGUCUUUUCCAUAACCUGGAAUGCACUAUCAACAAGUAUGAUAUAAAGGACAUUUACAGAGUACGCGGAAAGACAGCUGACAAACAAAACACGCCUAUUGUCGUAGAAACAGGCUCCACAAUCCUGAAGACCGAGAUUCUGAAAAUGGCAAAGUCAUUUAAUCUAAAACACAAAAACAAACUAUCCUGUAAACACAUGGGCUUUAAAACUCAGGAAGACACACCAGUUUUUAUAGCAGAACAUCUGACUGCUAAAGGCUCCCGUCUCCACUUUUUGGCACGUGAACUAACCAAGUCUGGAAAACACAAGUUUUGCUGGACAGCCUACGGCAAAGUUUAUACUAAGAAGGACGAAAAUUCGCCAACUAUAGUUAUAAGAAGCGAGGAACAGGUACACAAACUUUUACUGGAACAAUGA
Molecule: messenger RNA, 723 nt
Organism: Spodoptera frugiperda (fall armyworm)
Lineage: Eukaryota; Metazoa; Arthropoda; Insecta; Lepidoptera; Noctuidae
Exons: 1
Coding region: 1-723 (240 amino acids)
Source: RefSeq, a predicted model, not a curated record